Molecule: messenger RNA, 1524 nt
Organism: Diaporthe citri
Lineage: Eukaryota; Fungi; Ascomycota; Sordariomycetes; Diaporthales; Diaporthaceae
Exons: 1
Coding region: 1-1524 (507 amino acids)
Molecular function (GO): FAD binding; oxidoreductase activity
Source: RefSeq, a predicted model, not a curated record
AUGGAUUCACCAAGCUCUUUUGGACGCUUCGUCGUCGCCUCGCUCUUUUACCUCGCUCCUGCUCUGGUCGGUGCCCAGGACACCGCCAGCAAGGGCGCUGCUCUUCAAGAAUGCCUCAACACGGCUGGUGUUCAUAACAUCGUAAGCACCGACCCAAGCUGGGCCAACGAGACAACUGGUUUCCAGAAGCGCAUCAAGGUCGAUCCCGCAGCCAUCUCCUUCCCCGAGGACAAGGACCAAGUGGCCCUCUCCCUCGACUGCGCCCGAAAUGCGUCCGCCAAGGCCACCGCCCUCGGAGCUCACCACUCCUUCCAGGCCUACGGCUUUGGUGACCCAGGCAGCCUGGUCAUCAGCAUGGCUGCUUUCAACUCGGUCUCCUACGACGAGUCCACCCAGCGUGUCACCUACGGUGGUGGCUCCCACGUUGGACCAGUCCUCAAGUAUCUCUGGGACACUGCCGGCCGUCACUUCCCCCAUGUCCGCGGUGCUCACGUUGGUCUCGCCGGCUCCAGCAUCGGGGGUGGUUUUGGCUCCAGCUCCCGCCACCUCGGCACGCCCAUGGACAACCUCGAGUCCAUUGAGUAUAUGUUGUACAACGGCACCAUUGUCACCGCCUCCAAGGGCUCCGACCUCUUCUGGGCCGCCCAGGGUGCCGGUGCCUCGUAUGGUAUCAUCCUCUCCGUCACCACCAACACUCAUAAGCCGCUCUUCGACACCGCCGUCAACUUCACCGUCUCCAUCGGCAGCGUCGAUGUCGAUGCUGCCGCCAAGGCCCUCAUCGCCGUCCAGGACUACUCCCUCAGCGAGGACUGCCCCGAUGAGCUCGCCCUUCGCUGGUCUCUGAGUGCUCCCCCUUACACUGGCGCCGGGUAUUUCUACGGCAACCCCGCCGACUUCGACACGGUCAUCGCUCCUCUCGUCUCCACCCUCGAGGAGAUCGCCCCCGGCACCACUGUCGUCAACAAGACCGAGCUCCCCUUCUGGGACAUGGAGGUCGCCGUCGCCGGAGCGGGCAUGAACCAGCCCGAGGGCGGCAGUCUCGGAGGCCGCUCGUUCUACACCCAGGCCCUGACCACUACCACCGACCACCCCCUCACCGUCGAGCAGGCCAGGAUCCUCUUCGAGAGCACCACCCUGGCCUUCAACCGCACCGAUCUCAGGAAAUCCGGCUUCCUCGACCUCUGGGGCGGCGUCUCCCGCGACAUCUCCGACGCCGACACCGCCUACGCCCACGGCAAGAACCUCUGGCUCAUCCGCUGGGAGGCCAACUCGGUCGACGUCUCCAGCUACCCAGCCGACGGAACCACGUACAUGAAGGGCCUCAUCCAGCCGUUCGAGGAGGCCCUCGUCGCUGGCGGCGCCCCCCUGCGCGGCUUUGUGAACUACGCUGACACCGAGCUCACCGAGGCUGAGUGGAGCGCUCGUCUCUACGGCGCCAACUUUGACCGACUCAAGGAGAUCAAGGCUGCCGUUGACCCCGAGGGGCUCUUCAUAAACCACAAGCAGGCCAUCCCGCUGCCUUGA